Messenger RNA from Saitoella complicata NRRL Y-17804, 869 nucleotides. RefSeq names its product short-chain dehydrogenase. The transcript has 2 exons. NCBI's taxonomy places the organism in Eukaryota, Fungi, Ascomycota, Saitoellomycetes, Saitoellales, Saitoellaceae. Bases 1 to 759 code for a protein of 252 amino acids. The record is from RefSeq and is a predicted model, not a curated record. Gene Ontology annotation, molecular function: oxidoreductase activity, acting on NAD(P)H, oxygen as acceptor. Gene Ontology annotation, cellular component: intracellular anatomical structure.
AUGUCUUCUCCUGUCAUCAUCGUCACCGGGGCUUCCCGCGGAAUCGGCCUCGAGGUCUGCAAGACCCUCCUCACCGAGUUCUCCUCGAAGAUCGUCGCUGUGUCCCGUUCCACCCCCGCCGGCCUCACCUCUUUGAAGGAGCAAUACUCCGACAGCAUCGAGAUCGUCACCGGUGACGUCGCUUCCCCCGAGACCUCCAAGAACGCCGUCAACAAGGCCAUCGAGAAGUGGGGACAAUUGGACGGAUUGGUCCUGAACGCCGGUACCCUCGACCCUGUCGCUAGGCUCGAAGAUGCUGAUGUCGAUGCUUGGCGUAAGGGUUACGACAUUAACUUUUUUGGUCUCCUCCCUGCUAUCAAGGAGUCUAUUCCUCACCUUCGCAAGUCCAAGGGUAGGGUCGUCUUCGUCUCUUCUGGCGCUGCUACCUCUGCAUAUGAGGGUUGGGGUUGCUACGGUUCUACCAAGGCCGCCAUGAACCACCUUAACGAGACCCUCGCCUUCGAGGAGCCCGAGAUCACUGCUGUCUCUAUUCGUCCUGGUGUCGUUGACACUGAGAUGCAGAGGGCUAUCCGUGAGGAGCACAGGACCAAGAUGGGUGAGGGACACUCCAAGUUCAUUCAGUUGCACGAGAAUGGUGACUUGGUGCCUGCGGAGAAGCCCGCUGGUGUUUGUGCGAGGUUGGCGGUGAAAGCUACCAAGGACUUGAGCGGUUUGUUCUUGAGCUGGAACAGCCCUGAGGUCAAAGCCUACCAGGGUUAAAAAGGAUGAGGUAGAGUGAUCAAGAUAUAUUCAAUAGAGUAGCUGUAAGAAUGGAAGAUUCCUGCACACUCCCAUCACCGCAUAGCCAAUUGAAGAAGCCUCAGGGCAUU